GCCGGUCUGCAUCUCCUUCUCCAUCUCCUCUUGGCCGCCGAGUUCACCGAGGCCGGCCGGUUGCCACCGCCGCCACCCUUUCCUCCAAGGCCGGCCGGCCGGACCGCCCUGUUCUGUGGCUGCUGGCUGUGGCGCAGCGAAUCUCCCACCUCACCACCACCACCACCACCGCUAUCCGUCCGUCAAUGGCUGCGGCGGCCUCCGGCGUCAGGUGGGGCCAGCGCGGCGGUGGGCAACAACAACGGCGACGUCGGCCUCCAAGACCCCCAACCCGGAUCCCGCUCAAGAUCUAAGGCUACAUACGACCGUUGCAUAUUGGAGAGCUCAAGCACUAUACUCGUCCCGCUCACAACAUUUCUCUUCUCAACUCAGGCAUCCAAAAGCUUCAACAUCUCACAAAAAUCUCCAAACUCCGGACUAGAGCCUGCCUACAGCCCCGCCCACACAUCCGUUCGUUGCCGGCCGCCAUAACUUCGCUGGAGUCGCCUCCUGCUUCUGCGCCGCGUCGCCGGCACCGACAAGGUUCUGAAUCUGCUGCUGCUGCUGCUGCUACCAAAUACAAUGCUGGAGCUGGCGCCGACGUGCCUGUGAGGGCAACGUCUUCCUCGCUGCUGCUGCGUUGCUGGUCCGGUGUGCUGAUCAAGGGCGAGCUCGUGAAGUGGACCUGUGUUAGAGGAGUUUCUUCCGAGUGUUCCAAUGGCAGAGCUGGUGGUCACCAUGGCGAUCGGGCCACUGGUGUCCAUGCUGAAGGACAAGGCGUCCAGCUACCUCCUGGACCAGUACAAGGUCAUGGAGGGAAUGGAGGAGCAGCACAAGAUUCUGAAACGCAAGCUUCCGGCCAUCCUCGACGUCAUCACCGAUGUCGAGGAGCAGGCCAUGGCACAGAGAGAAGGUGCCAAAGCCUGGCUUCAGGAGCUCAGGACAGUCGCCUAUGUGGCAAAUGAAGUCUUCGACGAAUUCAAGUACGAAGCCCUACGCCGUGAAGCCAAGAAGAAUGGGCACUACAGAAAGCUCGGCUUCGAUGUAAUUAAACUCUUCCCUACUCACAACCGUGUUGCAUUCCGUUACAAAAUGGGUCGCAAGCUUUGCCUGAUUCUGCAAGCCGUUGAGGUCCUCAUAGCAGAGAUGCAGGUCUUUGGGUUCAAGUACCAACCACAGCCACCGGUGUCCAAAGAGUGGAGGCAUACAGAUUAUGUUAGCAUUGACCCACAAGAAAUUGCCAGCAGAUCCAGACACGAAGAUAAGAAGAACAUUAUUGGUAUACUAGUUGAUGAAGCUAGCAAUGCAGAUCUCACAGUUGUUCCUGUGGUUGCAAUGGGGGGCCUUGGCAAGACCACAUUAGCGCAACUCAUAUACAAUGAUCCUGAAAUUCAGAAGCAUUUCCAGUUGCUGCUCUGGGUUUGUGUCUCUGAUACCUUUGAUGUGAACUCCUUGGCCAAGAGUAUAGUUGAAGCAUCCCCCAAUAAGAAUGUUGAUACAGACAAACCACCAUUGGAUAGACUUCAAAAACUGGUCAGCGGACAGCGGUAUCUCCUUGUAUUGGAUGAUGUUUGGGACAACAAAGAGUUACGUAAGUGGGAAAGGCUCAAGGUUUGCUUGCAUGGUGGCAUGGGCAGUGCAGUGUUGACAACAACUCGUGAUAAACGAGUUUCUGAAAUUAUGGGUGCAGACAGGGCUGCCUACAAUCUCAAUGCUUUGGAGGAUCACUUCAUAAAGGAAAUUAUUGUGGAUAGAGCAUUCAGUUCAGAGAAUGGAAAGCCUCCCGAGCUACUCGAGAUGGUUGGUGAGAUUGUGAAGAGAUGUUGUGGCUCUCCAUUAGCUGCAAGUGCACUGGGCUCUGUACUUCGUACCAAGACCACCGUGAAAGAAUGGAAUGCUAUAGCAUCUAGAAGCAGCAUUUGCACUGAGGAAACUGGAAUCUUGCCAAUACUCAAGCUUAGCUACAACGACUUGCCAUCGCACAUGAAGCAGUGCUUUGCUUUUUGUGCUGUAUUUCCAAAGGAUUACAAGAUUGAUGUAGCGAAGUUGAUCCAACUAUGGAUCGCAAAUGGCUUUAUCCCUGAACACAAGGAAGAUAGUCUUGAAACCAUUGGACAACUUAUUUUUGAUGAGCUUGCUUCAAGGUCAUUCUUUCUGGAUAUAGAGAAGAGUAAAGAAGACUGGGAGUAUUAUUCCAGAACAACAUGUAAAAUCCACGAUCUUAUGCAUGAUAUUGCAAUGUCUGUUAUGGAAAAGGAAUGUGUUGUUGCAACUAUGGAACCAAGUGAAAUUGAGUGGCUUCCAGAUACUGCUCGGCAUUUGUUCUUGUCAUGUGAAGAAACGGAACGUAUUUUGAAUGAUUCUAUGGAGGAAAGAUCCCCUGCUAUUCAAACAUUGCUAUGUGAUAGUAAUGUGUUCAGCCCAUUGCAGCAUCUAUCAAAAUACAACACUUUGCAUGCCUUGAAGCUCUGUCUGGGAACAGAAUCAUUUCUACUCAAACCAAAGUAUCUGCAUCACCUGAGGUACCUUGAUCUCUCAGAAAGUUCUAUCAAAGCACUUCCUGAGGAUAUAAGUAUUCUAUAUAACCUGCAAGUGCUGGACCUUUCCAACUGCUGUUAUCUUGAACGACUUCCAAGGCAAAUGAAGUAUAUGACUUCCCUCUGCCACCUCUACACUCAUGAAUGUCCAGAGUUGAAGAGCAUGCCUCCAGGACUUGAAAAUCUCACUAAGCUGCAGACACUCACAGUUUUUGUAGCAGGAGUUCCUGGCCCUGAUUGCGCUGAUGUUGGAGAGCUGCAUGGUCUAAACAUUGGUGGUCAGCUAGAGCUAUGCCAGGUAGAGAAUGUUGAAAAAGCAGAAGCAAAAGUGGCAAACCUUGGAAACAAGAAGGAUCUCAGAGAACUGUCAUUAAGAUGGACUAAGGUUGGCGACAGCAAGGUGCUCGACAAGUUCGAACCUCAUGGUGGGCUGCAGGUUCUGCAAAUAUAUUCAUAUGGAGGAGAGUGCAUGGGUAUGUUGCAAAACAUGGUUGAGAUCCACCUUUUUCACUGUGAAAGAUUGCGAUUUUUGUUCAGAUGCAGUACAAUCUUCACUUUUCCAAGACUGAAGGUGCUUACACUAGAGCAUUUAUUGGAUUUUGAGAGAUGGUGGGAAAUAAAUGAGGCACAAGAAGAACAGAUAAUAUUUCCUCUGCUUGAGAAGUUGUUUAUUCGGCAUUGUGGAAAGCUGAUAGCAUUACCUGAAGCACCAUUGCUUGGAGAACCAAGUCGUGGAGGUAAUAGACUGGUAUGCACACCAUUUUCUCUGCUUGAGAACUUGUUUAUUUGGUAUUGUGGAAAGCUGGUACCAUUGCGUGAAGCACCACUGGUUCAUGAAAGUUGUAGUGGAGGUUAUAGGUUGGUACAGUCAGCAUUUCCUGCUCUAAAGGUACUUGCAUUGGAAGACUUGGGGAGUUUUCAGAAAUGGGAUGCUGCUGUCGAAGGAGAACCGAUAUUGUUUCCUCAGCUUGAGACACUAUCAGUUCAGAAAUGCCCAAAGCUAGUAGAUUUACCCGAAGCACCAAAACUCAGUGUACUUGCAUUGGAAGACUUGGGGAGUUUUCAGAAAUGGGAUGCUGCUGUCGAAGGAGAACCGAUAUUGUUUCCUCAGCUUGAGACACUAUCAGUUCAGAAAUGCCCAAAGCUAGUAGAUUUACCCGAAGCACCAAAACUCAGUGUACUUGCAUUGGAAGACUUGGGGAGUUUUCAGAAAUGGGAUGCUGCUGUCGAAGGAGAACCGAUAUUGUUUCCUCAGCUUGAGACACUAUCAGUUCAGAAAUGCCCAAAGCUAGUAGAUUUACCCGAAGCACCAAAACUCAGUGUACUAGUAAUUGAAGAUGGCAAGCAAGAGGUGUUCCAUUUUGUAGACAGGUAUUUAUCUUCAUUGACCAAUCUGACACUGAGGCUAGAACACAGAGAAACAACAUCAGAGGCUGAAUGCACUUCAAUUGUACCUGUGGACAGCAAAGAGAAAUGGAACCAGAAAUCCCCUCUUACAGUUCUGGAGUUAGGAUGCUGCAACUCAUUCUUUGGACCAGGUGCACUAGAGCCGUGGGACUAUUUUGUACACCUUGAAAAGUUGGAAAUUGAUAGAUGUGAUGUGCUCGUCCACUGGCCAGAGAAUGUGUUCCAAAGCUUGGUAUCCUUGAGGACAUUACUGAUUAGAAACUGCAAAAAUCUGACUGGAUAUGCACAAGCUCCUCUUGAGCCGUUGGCGUCUGAAAGGAGUCAGCACCCGAGAGGUCUGGAGUCUCUUUGCUUAAGAAACUGCCCAAGUUUAGUAGAGAUGUUCAACGUCCCGGCAUCUCUCAAGAAAAUGACUAUUGGUGGGUGCAUUAAGCUUGAGUCCAUAUUCGGCAAGCAACAGGGCAUGGCAGAGUUAGUCCAAGUAUCUUCUAGCAGUGAGGCAAUCAUGCCUGCAACUGUAUCAGAGUUGCCAUCCACACCCAUGAAUCACUUUUGUCCAUGCCUAGAAGAUCUAUGCUUAUCAGCAUGUGGAAGCUUACCAGCGGUUCUAAAUCUGCCUCCAUCCUUAAAGACCUUAGAAAUGGAUCGUUGUAGUAGUAUUCAAGUCCUAUCAUGCCAGCUGGGUGGGCUCCAGAAACCAGAAGCCACUACCUCCAGAAGCAGAAGUCCUAUCAUGCCACAGCCACUAGCAGCAGCAACAGCACCAGCUGCAAGAGAGCAUUUACUUCCUCCCCAUCUCGAAUAUCUAACAAUACUGAACUGUGCUGGCAUGUUGGGUGGGACUCUCCGUCUGCCUGCACCCCUCAAGAGACUGUUCAUUAUGGGCAACAGUGGGCUGACAUCGCUGGAGUGUCUGUCGGGAGAGCACCCCCCAUCGCUGGAAUCCCUUUGGCUUGAAAGAUGCAGUACCCUGGCAUCCCUGCCGAAUGAGCCGCAAGUAUACAGGUCUCUCUGGUCUCUUGAAAUUACAGGCUGCCCUGCUAUAAAGAAGCUCCCUAGAUGCCUGCAGCAGCAACUGGGCAGCAUCAAACGCAAAUGGCUAGAUGCCCGUUAUGAAGUAACGGAAUUCAAACCAUUGAAACCGAAGACAUGGAAGGAAAUACCGAGGCUAGUCCGUGAGCGGAGGCAGGCCUGCCGGAGCUGAAGCUGAAGGUCAUUCAGCUUCUAUUCAAUGACAGGCCUGAUCCCUGAUUGUUGCACUGCUCUGCUAGGGGAAUGGCCUGUGAUUGCUUCUACAAGACAACUGUGCCGCAGUCGCUCUCCAUCGAGAACUUCUUGGAUGAUGAUAACAAGAUGAAUUUUUUUUACCCCAACAUUUAUACAAGGUUCAAUAAUUUUUAUCCACUCA
Molecule: messenger RNA, 5331 nt
Organism: Triticum aestivum (bread wheat)
Lineage: Eukaryota; Viridiplantae; Streptophyta; Magnoliopsida; Poales; Poaceae
Product: putative disease resistance protein RGA4
Exons: 7
Coding region: 697-5127 (1476 amino acids)
Molecular function (GO): ADP binding
Source: RefSeq, a predicted model, not a curated record